CUCUCUGGGGAACGGACCCGUGCGAACGUAACUUCCGGCCCAGCCGGGUCCAGGGGGUCGCUGCGUUUGCUUUGGGAAUCCCGUGGCGGCUGGACUCGCGUGGUCAUGUGGCGGCUGCUGGCUCGAGCCGGAGCGCCGCUCCUGAGAGCGCGGCUGUCAGAUUCUUGGGCCGUCCUGCCCGCCAGUGCUGGCCUAAAGACGCUGCUCCCGGUGCCGACUUUUGAGGAUGUUUCCAUUCCUGAAAAGCCCAAGCUUAGAUUUGUUGAAAGGGUACCACUCGUGCCAAAAGUGAGAAGGGAACCUAAGAACUUGAGUGACAUCCGGGGACCUUCUACUGAAGCUACUGAGUUCACAGAAGGCAGUUUUGCAAUCUUGGCACUGGGUGGUGGUUACCUCCAUUGGGGCCAUUUUGAAAUGAUGCGCCUGACAAUCAACCGCUCUAUGGACCCCAAGAACAUGUUUGCUUUAUGGAGAGUACCAGCCCCUUUCAAGCCCAUCACCCGCAAGGGUAUGGGACAGCGCAUGGGGGGAGGCAAAGGUGCCAUUGAUCACUACGUGACUCCUGUGAAGGCUGGCCGUCUCAUAGUAGAGAUGGGUGGGCGUUGUGAAUUUAAAGAGGUACAAGGUUUCCUGGACCAGGUUGCCCACAAGUUGCCCUUCCCAGCAAAGGCCGUGAGCCGUGAGACUCUUGAGAAGAUGCGGAAAGAUCAGGAGGAACGGGAACAGAACAACCAAAACCCCUGGACCUUUGAGCGCAUAGCCACUGCCAACAUGCUUGGGAUACGGAAAGUCCUGAGCCCGUAUGACUUGACCCAGAAGGGGCGGUACUGGGGCAAGUUCUAUAUGCCUGAACGUGUGUAGUGAGAAUGGGAGACAUAAAUGUACAAAGGCUACCAAGAGAAAGAAUCUACAUUUUGAUUCCCCUCAGCCUACCCUUACAGUCUUUGGGUGGCUCUGAGAUCUAACCAAGGAACAGUAUAUGAGUAAAUGAUUUCUGAAAAAUUGUA
This is a messenger RNA of Zalophus californianus (California sea lion), 1007 nucleotides long. It is a transcript of the gene MRPL16, whose product is annotated as mitochondrial ribosomal protein L16. The record is from RefSeq and is a predicted model, not a curated record. Gene Ontology annotation, cellular component: ribosome; mitochondrial large ribosomal subunit. NCBI's taxonomy places the organism in Eukaryota, Metazoa, Chordata, Mammalia, Carnivora, Otariidae. Gene Ontology annotation, molecular function: structural constituent of ribosome; rRNA binding. The transcript is spliced from 4 exons. Gene Ontology annotation, biological process: mitochondrial translation. Bases 106 to 861 code for a protein of 251 amino acids.